Phytophthora infestans T30-4 is the source of this 1878-nucleotide messenger RNA. RefSeq names its product flagellar protein, putative. The transcript has 2 exons. The coding region runs from base 1 to 1878 and encodes 625 amino acids. The record is from RefSeq and is a predicted model, not a curated record. Gene Ontology annotation, molecular function: protein binding. Lineage: Eukaryota; Oomycota; Peronosporomycetes; Peronosporales; Peronosporaceae.
AUGCCGCAGAAGGAAGAGCUUGUGCGUUUGGAGAAGGUUCAUUUCGCCGAGGAUGACGACGAUGAUGACACGUUCCAGUACGAAACAGUGGACGACGAAGCUCUCGAAUUGGACGACGAUGGUGAUGAGGAAGACUUUGCCGCAGUGCUGCGAAACCUUAAUCGCUCCACCAGGAUAACCUCCGGACAAGACACGACGACACCAACAGUCUCUGUCAAUACCCUCAACGAUGAUACGAACGCAGAUCGCAGCGUUGCUGGUAGUCCGAAGCAAUCGAUGACGACGCGCGUCCACACUCAAGUGCGACCUUCAGUAGUAGAUGACUUCAUCCGGAACUUCCUCAUUAAACUGGGACUCGCACGUACACUGGACAUGUUCAACCACGAAUGGUACGAGUUUAUCGCCAAGGGUAAAUUACGCGAAGACGACGUCGGUGUAGUGCCCGAUAUUUACGUGCGUAACCAAGCUUUAGACGACCAAGUCAAGGAGUUAAGACGCCAGUUAGAAGACACACGGAAGAUCACUGAGAAAGCUAAAGGCACGUGGGAUAAAUUCCGUCACCAGCGUGACGUCCACAAGAUGCAUCACCAGCGAGUGUUACAAGAGAAAGAAGCGCUGUCAGCCAAGAUCCGCAAGCUCGAAAAGCAUGUCGCUGCCUAUGAGCCUCUUCUUCAGGAGCUUAAAGCCAAGUAUGAGAAUUCCAUGAAGGAGAAGAUGCUCAUGCGUAUUGAACGUGAUCGACAAGUAGCAAAAGCCGAGGCACUUGAAGCGCAACUCAAAGCAGUUGGAGGGGUUCCUAUAGCAACCAAGACGUCGGGAAAAGGCAAACAAGUGGCUCCGGUCGCACCUCUGGGCGCAACGUCCUCUUCAAAGACUGCAACAGGUGGGCAGAAGAAGAAGAGCAAGUCUAAAGCGGAUGUGCCCGACACAAAGCUUCCCAGCUCGGACGCUGCGAAUCCAUUCGUCGACAAACGUUUCGAGCCUGUGAAUCCUGAACGCGUGGAACUUGUUCGCAGUUGCCAAGCACACGCCAACUCCGUGGCAGCAGUUGCUUUCCACCCAAAAAACCCUAUCGUAGCAACAGUUUCCGAUGAUGAGACUUGGAAACUCUGGUCGGCACCUGCUGGAGAGCUUAUCAUGAGUGGAGAAGGCCAUCGUAGCUGGCUUUCAAGCGUAACUUUCCAUCCGCGAGGAGCUCACGUGGCCACAUCCUCCGGAGAUAACACUGUCAAGCUCUGGGACUUUGUGGGUGCUGCGUGUUCACUGACUCUAGCUGAUCACUCGCAUCCAGUCUGGGAGAGCGCAUUCCACCACGACGGCGACUUCCUUGUAAGCGCCUCCAUGGACCACACGUGCAAGCUCUGGGACCUGCAUUCCGGUCGUUGUCGUCGUACAUUCCGCGGCCAUGUUGACUCAGUCAAUAGUGUCUGUUUCCAGCCAUUCUCCACGAACAUCUGCACAGGUUCUGGAGACAAGACGGUGUCCAUUUGGGACCUGCGUUCCGGUCUCUGCGUGCAAACCUUUUACGGCCAUCAGAAUGCCUGCAACAGCGUCGCCUUCGCACUUGCUGGAGAUACUAUAGCAUCGUGUGACGCCGAUGGCUUUGUCAAAGUCUGGGACGUGCGUAUGGUAGCCGAACGCAGCUCGCUUGACGGCGGACAGCAUCCACUCAAUAGCGUGGCAUUCGAUCGCAGCGGUAAGAUACUGGCAGCAGCAAGUGACGAUGGCUCCAUCAAGCUCUUCAGUAUGAAAACGGAGUCACUCGCGACGGAACUAAAAGGCCACGAGGGUCCAGUCCAGGCUGUCAAGUUCGACCCGAACGGCCGCUUCUUGGCGUCCUCCAGCUCCGACUGCACCUUCCGUCUUUGGUCGACAUAA